AUGGAUCUGUACUAUGAUUGUGUCCAACCAAUUGAAGGGCUCUUAGCUUUGCUGGUUCUAUAUGUUUUCUGGAGAUACAUAGCCCGAAAUUCUAACAAAAGUCGCAUCCCUGAACCAUCAGGGUCAUGGCCACUCAUUGGUCACCUCCAUCUCCUAGGAGGGAAAGAAACACUUUGCAAGAAGCUAGGAGCGAUGGCUGACAAAUAUGGCCCACUUUACUCACUCAAGCUCGGACACCGUCGAGUAUUAGUGGUGAGCAGUUGGGAAAUUGCAAAGGAUUGCUUGACCAACAAUGACAGAGCACUGGCUACGCGGGCAAGCAUCGCAGCAGGGAGGCAUAUCGGCUACAACAACGCCAUUUUCGCACUUGCCCCAUACGGGGAAUAUUGGCGUAAUAUUCGUAAGAUCGUCACCGUUGAGCUUCUUUCGAGCUAUCGCCUCGAAAAGCUUAAGCACAUCCGUUUCUCCGAAAUGGACUUGUUCAUCAAAGAGUUGUUCGGGCUAUGUGUAGAGAAUGCUGAUAAUUGCGCCCAAGUGACAAUGAGCGAGGUGUUGGAACGGUUGACUUUUAACAUAAACCUCAGAAUGCUUGUUGGAAAACGUUUUUCUAGUAGCUCUUAUGCUCAAGCACAUAGUGAGCCAUGGCGCUACGAGAAAGCCAUAAAGCAAGCGCUGUAUCUCAGCGGGAUAUUCGUCUUGGCGGAUGCUCUGCCGUACCUUGAAUGGAUGGAUAUUCAAGGGCAUGUGCGUUCCAUGAAGCAGACAGCUAAGGAACUUGACUCAAUAAUCAGUGUUUGGUUGGAGGAUCAUCUCAGAAGAAAAAGGGAGAGCCAGGGUAGCUGUGAAAGCGAUUUCAUGGAUGUUAUGCUUGCAAACCUCCCAGAGGACGAUGUGAUAUCAGGCCAUACCCGAGAUACUAUUGUUAAGGCAACAACUUUGGUAUGGUUCCUAUAUCCUAACGUGUGCUUUAGUGUUUAUUAG
Messenger RNA from Theobroma umbraticum, 981 nucleotides. The record is from RefSeq and is a predicted model, not a curated record. Lineage: Eukaryota; Viridiplantae; Streptophyta; Magnoliopsida; Malvales; Malvaceae.